CCAACCCCAGGGCCAAGUCAAGAAGGAGCUCAGCCACUAUCUCCCCACCGAGCCAGCUCAGCGGGCAGGGCUGGGAGGGAGUGGGACAGAUUCUGGGAGUGCAGCGGGGAGGAGUCCCAGCUGGGCUGAGCGCAGGGAGCUGCUUGGCAGUGCCAGAGCCCAGGCCCCAGAGCCCUGCUGGAGAGGAGGCAGACUGAGGCAGCAGGCCCCGCCAGCAGGCGAAGCAGGGAGAUGUCAGACUGCUACACGGAGCUGGAGAAGGCAGUCAUUGUCCUGGUGGAAAACUUCUACAAAUAUGUGUCUAAGUACAGCCUGGUCAAGAACAAGAUCAGCAAGAGCAGCUUCCGCGAGAUGCUCCAGAAAGAGCUGAACCACAUGCUGUCGGACACAGGGAACCGGAAGGCUGCGGAUAAGCUCAUCCAGAACCUGGAUGCCAAUCAUGAUGGGCGCAUCAGCUUCGAUGAGUACUGGACCUUGAUAGGCGGCAUCACCGGCCCCAUCGCCAAACUCAUCCGUGAGCAGGAGCAGCAGAGCAGCAGCUAGAGACCCCUUUGGCCACACCUUCCAGGCACUGGCCUGAUGCCCCACCCUGGUGCUCUCUCCAGGCUCCCUCCUUAGCCUCCUGCCCACCCAGGGCCCUUUACUCUCUUCUCCCUCCAGACCUUCCUCUGACCCUUGCUGAACUGGGGUCCCUUUGUGAGUGUCUCAGUCUAGGGGUACCUCCCUCUCUGGGGGGGGUCUCAGCUCCUGGAGUCGCAGGCCCUUGGGGCCCCUCUGUGAGAUCUCAAUGCUGUCUGGGACCCUAAGAGUUUUCUCACCUGUUCAGUCUCAUCUAACCUUCCAAUGUCUGAUGUUCCUGCCAAAUUCCUGCCUGAUUCUGGGUCCGUCCUGACCUCCAAAGGUCAGCUUGGUGCUUGAGGUCUCCCUGCUCUUGGUGGCAGUGGUAGCAGCAACAGCAGCAGCAGCAGCAGCAGCAGCAGCAGCAGCAGCAGCAGCAGCAGCAGCAGCAGAGACCUCUCCACUUUCCCUUAGCCCCUCUGCCGGGUAGAGAGGCACUUUCAGGGACUUCCCUCCAGCUGCCUCUUCAUCUGGGAAUGAGCUAAGCAAGGCUGAGCCUCCUCCUGUUGCUUGAAAUAAUGAUGAUAUAAAGGCUGGAUUUGGAGUUUGUAUCCCCUGGUCCCUCUGGGAUGCUCAUUAAAACCUUCCCACUCCUUGGAAA
Pan troglodytes (chimpanzee) is the source of this 1219-nucleotide messenger RNA. It is a transcript of the gene S100A16, whose product is annotated as S100 calcium binding protein A16. The transcript has 3 exons. Gene Ontology annotation, molecular function: calcium ion binding; calcium-dependent protein binding. Gene Ontology annotation, cellular component: perinuclear region of cytoplasm. Lineage: Eukaryota; Metazoa; Chordata; Mammalia; Primates; Hominidae. The coding region runs from base 232 to 543 and encodes 103 amino acids. The record is from RefSeq and is a predicted model, not a curated record.